AUGCCUCUGGAGAAGAUCUGCUGUAUAGGGGCAGGGUAUGUGGGGGGCCCGACAUGCAGUGUCAUCGCCCUCAAGUGUCCCCACAUACAGGUGACUGGUGACAUGAAUGCUUCACGCAUCGCCCAGUGGAACUCGGACAAAUUGCCCAUCUUUGAGCCUGGCCUGGAUGAAGUUGUCCGCAAAUGUCGAGGCAAAAACUUGUUUUUCUCCACAGACGUGGACAAGGCCAUCAAAGAAUCUGAGUUGAUUUUUAUAAGCGUGAACACACCAACUAAAAUGUAUGGCUUGGGAAAGGGACGAGCUGCAGACCUCAAGUACAUAGAGGCCUGCGCGCGGAGAAUUGCUGAUGUAGCCGAGAGCUCUAAGAUCGUGGUAGAGAAAAGUACAGUUCCCGUCCGUGCGGCUGAGCGCAUCACAAACAUACUGAAGGCCAACGUCAAACCUGGGGUCCGGUAUAAGGUCUUGUCAAAUCCCGAGUUUCUGGCUGAAGGGACAGCUAUUAACGACCUCAUCAACCCAGACCGUGUUCUGAUUGGUGGAGAAGAAACUGAAGAAGGGAGGGAAGCUGUUACAGCCAUUACAGAAAUCUACAGCCACUGGGUACCAAAGAAUAAAAUUAUUACUACAAAUCUCUGGUCAUCUGAGUUAUCCAAGUUGGCUGCCAAUGCCUUCCUAGCCCAGAGGAUCUCCAGUAUUAAUGCUAUCUCUGCCAUCUGUGAGGUGACGGGAGCUGACGUAUCAGAGGUCCACGCCAUAGGCACAGACUCACGGAUAGGGGACAGGUUCCUCAAGGCCAGUGUAGGUUUUGGAAGCUGCUUUCAGAAGGAUGUCCUCAACAUGGUCUAUCUGUGCGAGUGUUUAAAUCUACCUGUGGUGGCAGCUUACUGGCAACAGAUUAUUGACAUGAAUGAGUACCAGAAGAGGAGAUUUACCAAUCAGAUCAUAGAGAGUAUGUUCAACACCGUGGUGAACAAAAACAUUGCCGUCCUGGGAUUUGCCUUCAAGAAGGAUACAGGAGACACAAGAGAGUCUCCAGCGAUAUAUGUGUGUAAAUAUCUGAUGGAUGAAGGGGCACAGCUGCGAAUCUAUGAUCCCAAAGUUCAGGAUGAGCACAUCAUUAGGGACCUGAUAAGUGUUUCAGGGGAUAAUCCACAGAGAGUGAGUGAGCUGGUGACUGUGUGUGGGAACGCAUAUACAGCUGCAGAGGGUGCUCACGCUCUGGUGGUGUGCACUGAGUGGGAUGAGUUCACGACUUUGGACUACAAGGAGAUCUAUCAGAAGAUGUUAAAACCGGCUCAUGUGUUUGAUGGCCGUCUUAUUUUGGACCACUCUAGACUCAUGGAUUUGGGGUUUCACGUGGAAGCAAUAGGAAAACGACUCACGCGGCCCAGCUUACAUCGCGGCUUUGCCAACUCCCUACCAUAAAUCUGCCAAUCCUAUGCUUGUCCAAUUCAUUCUUGUCAAUGUUUUUGUCUUCCACAAUAAAAUGUGACUAUCAAUAACAGAGUGUGUAGAUUAGUAAAUCUUGGCAUUUCUCUGGUCACAAUCACAUUGUGAGUUCAAACCCAAAUGUGGUGAAUUUUUUUUUUUUUUCAUAUUGUUAAGCUAAUUAUUAAAUAGUCCAGUUUAUCAAACAGUGUUGUUCGCUAUUUUUGGUCUUCCUCAAGUACACUUUCAGGAUUUUAUGCUUUUUUGCAUUUGCGUCAAAAUUUACAUGCUGAAUUUAUUCCUUUGUGCCUAUUUACUCUUAGUUAUUUGUAACCCAUGAUAUAUGUAUCUCAAGUUUAUUGAAAAUUACACGCCAAUCAGGUCAAACGUGGUGGUGUACAUGAAUUUACAUUCACAUUGUUAGUAUUAUUAUUGUAGUUAGCCAGUUGAUUAAUCUACUGCUGGUUGAACAUGUAUAAAUUUGCACAUUUUUUCCUGUUCAUUAGCAGUUUUUACACUCUCAUAUGUACUAUGUCAUGUCUAAGUGAAAUAUGGUACCUCAACCAUGUAUCAGAUUAAGUAUGACUUUUCAUGGGGUUUUUUUUUAUACAUUUUUAACCAAACUCUAGCCAUUGCAAAGUGCAAGGUGGACAUAUUCUGCUGUUUCCCCAUCUCUCAGUAGACCUUUCUGAACUGUCAAUCAAGAACACAAAAUUGACCAAUCAGAAGCAGUAUUGUUGCAAACUGGUCAACCAGAUGUUCCACACAUUGGUUACAAAUGUCCAAUCUCUCUGUGAGGUGAGUUUGUCACAGAGAGUCUUUCAUCAAGAAUGGAAUGAAAAGUAAGCUUGUAGUGGGACAUCAGAUGUGUUAGAUCUAUCCAUUCGUGUUGGUCAUGGUGACAAUAAGUAUAGCUGUUUGCUUCGUCUGAAAUCUGAUGACGGUUGUUUGCCUUCUACCAGUACGGUGUGCAUGUGUGUGUUGUCAUAUAUAAGGGCUGCCAACAUCUAAAUAACAACUUCGUCAGUCCGGCAUUAAACAACAACAACAAAAAUACAUUGAAUUCAUAAAUUGUUAUGAAUUAGUACUUGUCAUUAAAGAUUUAAUUAAAGGCUUACCCUAGUACGUACAUGUAUAUUACACUUUUUGUAUUAUUUUUGUUGUGUUUAUUUGUGCAGCUUACCUCUAAGUAAUUUAGAUGUAAAAUCUCCUAAAGUGAUAAUAAAGCCAGUUAUGUUAAGUCUUAAUUUCUAGAUACAUGUUCAUGUAUUUUUGAGGUAAUUUUCAAUCAUUAUAUUUCUUCACAAAGCCCACCGAUCAGAAAUAUCCUUUAUUUGUCUGGAAGCUGUGUUGUGCGACGGCAAUGCACAACAAUUUACAGUGGUCACUCUGUUUAACACCUGGUGAAUUAGAGGAAUGUAUGUGUUUUUGUUUUUUUUCAAGUAUAUUGUUUGGUGUGCCAAUUACUCUUCACUCACUUAGUAUAUUUUUGUUGAAUAUAGUCGUGUCUCAUCUUGAAUUGUUCUACAUUUUCACUUUCAUGUAUUAGCUUUUGAAUCAGUUGGCAAAAGCAUUUCUGACCAAUGUUUGAAACCAUGUGAUCUUGGCAGGUGAACUGUGCGGGCAUUCGAUUGCCCAUUUUGAGGUGCAAAUCAUGCACUGUUCAAUAUAAUUGAAUGCCAAUUAGAGGACAUUCAUAUGCUUAACCUGCAUAUGAAUUAUGGACUGAAAAACUUGAAACCAUGCUAUUGUUUAAACAAAAUGUUGUAUAUCCUUACAUAUGACAUGAGGUGUAAAUAUGAUACACUUAAUUGCUGUCAGUGCUUUGGAAUACUGCCCUUUUUUACAUUGUAACUGCCAUUGCUAUUUGAUAACAGUUUAUUACAAUUAGAUAUAAAAUGUACUUAUAUUAUGUAGGUGCGGAUAUAUAUAUAUGUGUGUAUCUAUUAUACAUAUUCACAGUCAACAUUUACAUGUAACUCUGCUGUGGAGGUUUUAUUCUGGAUGAUGCUUAAGGGAUAUAUGAAGCAUUUGGUUUAAUAUGUCUUACCAUUGGUCUUAAUAUGUAAAAUAAAAGCAAACUUUCUCAGCUUCCCUCUGGAGGCAUAAAAGGGUUUUGAACUACAGGUUUCAUAAGGCCCCUGUAGUCAGUUCAGAAAUCAAGUAGGUUGCAUUGGUGAUAUGUCAAUGGUGAUACCUGUGAAAACAACUGUGUAAGGGAAAGAGCCCUAAUGGGAGGUUCUGUAAGCUGGUCCCGUUCUCCUGGUGAGCACAUCGAUGGCAUCAUUCCCGACCAUUGACAGAAAACAUGCGUAUGAAAAAGAUAUAAAAAAAGAUAUAAA
Molecule: messenger RNA, 3770 nt
Organism: Liolophura sinensis
Lineage: Eukaryota; Metazoa; Mollusca; Polyplacophora; Chitonida; Chitonidae
Product: UDP-glucose 6-dehydrogenase-like
Biological process (GO): glycosaminoglycan biosynthetic process
Cellular component (GO): nucleus
Molecular function (GO): NAD binding; UDP-glucose 6-dehydrogenase activity
Source: RefSeq, a predicted model, not a curated record